Molecule: messenger RNA, 660 nt
Organism: Caenorhabditis angaria
Lineage: Eukaryota; Metazoa; Nematoda; Chromadorea; Rhabditida; Rhabditidae
Source: the annotation of a GenBank genome assembly
AUGCUGAUCUUAUUGAUUCUUCUUCUCGAAAUCAUUCUAUAUUCUGACAAUUGCAUUCCAACGCAAACUGCUGAAGAGGUUUAUAGCACAACUACUAGCACAACGAGCUCUACAACAUCCACCACAACUUCUACCACCACUACCACAACCUCACCAACAACCACGGGAAUCUGGAGCUGUCCAGAUUCCGACUGGACAAUCUUCGACAGGGGGACUUAUUCCUGGUGUAUGCGCCCGGCUUAUGGAAAUGCUUAUCUUGGAAGUGCCGGAUCUCUCUGCACAACUUUGGAUAGCUCCGCAGUUCUCAGCGGCUUCCAAGAUCUCGCAGAACUCUCAGAAUUGUCCAGCGAAGCUGCAGCGUAUGACAGUUCUAUAUUAUACAUGGCGAUCGGUGCGAUUCGAUCCGAUAAUUGUAAAACCCAAGCAAGUCUAAGCACCGCAGCUUGCUCAGGGACAAAUAUUUUCGUAUGGGAUGAUGGGCAUACAACUGGAAGUGCUGGGUUCGAUUGGUUUGUGAAUACACCGAAUGGUUGCUUCAAUACUGGAUGUGAUAUUGCGAAUUGGGCGAUUGUUUAUCCGAGUUUGGCGAAGUUGGAUGAUUUUCCGGCAAAUUGGGCGGUUGGUGGAGCGAUUUGUGGAAUGGAGGCAACUUAUUCAUGA